UGUAACUCCACCAAUUAAGACAACCGGACAUCUACGAUUGACUGCCCAGGUGUCAAAUUACUCUGUUUCUUCUCGGGAAUUGAAGCGAGUUGCCAGCCAUGUUGGCGGGCGAGUUGACGCAAGCACGCGGCAAGGAGUUCGAGGCAGUGGCCAAGGAGCGUUGGCUUUUUGAGCGUCUCGUUUUGUUCGUUGAACCUGGCAUGCCGGGCGGUGGGUGCCGGGCGUGCGGUAGAUCCUUCUGGACGUGGAGGAGCAGUGUGCGUCAGGCCAUCUCAAGAACCUGUGAGCCCGCCGUCUUGCCUCGGAUGCUUCUUUUUUUCUUUUGGCUUUUAUCAGCUGGAGAUCAGGGAUUUAGAGGCACACACACACAGUCGCUGGUACGGAAAUGGAAGAUCAAUCGAUGGACUGGCUCUGAAACAUCACAUCACCCAGACAAAUUCGGCAUGUUUCCUCACACCAUUCAGCAUUUGCAUUUUGCAUGACGUUUUGGACCUUUAUGAAGUGGUAGGGCGAAGUGCAAAACCUCGCUGCUGCUUGUGAUGCAGAGAUCUCCCUGUUCUCCUGUCAGCCAAUGUCGCACAAUUUGGCAGACCUUGGUUUCUGUACAAGUGUUCCGAACCCUGUGCCGCCAGCCUAGCGAGCCUUCGUGUGGCGAUUCUGCAGACAUCAAGAGUCAGCUCUUUUACCGUCACAGAGAGGUAAGUAGGGAAUUGGCUUUCUGAAUUUGACUCUGGACUUUAGUGUUCUUCGUUGCACUACUGGCAACGAUUAUGUUUGGUGAUGCGCAUCUCCCCGAGUUGUUUCCGGCAAACCAAAUAGCACA
This is a messenger RNA of Effrenium voratum, 823 nucleotides long. Lineage: Eukaryota; Dinophyceae; Suessiales; Symbiodiniaceae. The record is from the annotation of a GenBank genome assembly.